AUAGAAACGGAACGAAGCGAGCUCCUCGCUAGUUGAAAACGUCUAGCGUCUAGGGGGGCCUCGCGCUGCGGCAGGAUUUGUAACACCAGCGGUGGUGACUGGCACGAGGAGAGGUCGUAGUUCGUAGCCAAGGCAUUUCUCCAUGGUUCGAUACCUACAUACGGAGGAUAACAGAUAAUUACUGGCGAUUAAAGUGUCGGCACAGUUUUAUUUGCACUGAAUUAAGAUCAGCGUUUAAUUUGUUUUCCUUUAAGCGGGUGCCUUGGUAACGAACCUGACGGAUAAACACUUAUCUGACACAAGGAAAAACAGAAGCUCCUGUAUUGUCAGCAAACAAUGGACGUGGUUCCAAAAGCCAGUCAAGAAGCUGUGGAAUUUCUGUCCUCUGUAGGACCUGAUGAGCUUCAGUUGUGUGUGUUUUCAGACUCGCUGGUUACUAUCUCUGACACAGGAUGUGAGGUUGGAGAAUUCAUGAUAAGCAUUCAGCCUGCCUGGUACAGGGAACUGGAGUGCUUCCUCAUUCAUGCUAACAGCCAUGGAGCCAUUGAUGAUAUCCCCUGUGGGACCUCAGUGAUGGGUUAUGUAUCCAAGAAACUUGACACUCUGGAACAGCAUUACCAUGAGUAUUUGAAGCUAAAGGAACAUCCUUUGGAUCGCAAGAUACACAUAACGAGGCAACUAGAUAAAAUGGUUGUGAAUAAAAUUGUUACCGAAGGAGAGGAUGUGAGAAAAGACACAUUCAUACACAGCCUGAAUCAACUGGAAGGGUUUGUAUCAGAAGCUUCCAAUUUGCUGAUCUCUCGUAUUCUGGCCCAACGACAGUGUAUCCCCAACAACAUGAGCUUCCUUGCAUUUGAUAUGGAGACAAACCUAUGUACUUCCACAUAUAAAGAACUUGGUGUGAGAACCCAAUCCAUUGGAAAACAGACAGCAGACGUAUUUGGCAUUGAAAGAACUGUCCACUCUGAGAAGGAAAUUCCCAUUACAUGGCAAUCCUACUUCUUGUCUGAUGGGCAUCUGGCCAGUCGCAUUCAAGUUGGCUCUACUGUGACAAUGAGUCUUCUCGCCAUGCCAGCUCUUGUUGAGAAAGAUGAAGAAGAACAAAAGCCAGUGUUUGAGAAGACGCCAUUAAAUUGGGAAGAGGACAUACAGCUGUAUUCACGCUACCUUGACAGAAAGGAGGAGCUAAAGGCGGACCAUACCACAUAUACAAGGCAUCAUCCUGAACUCAAGGCACUGCUAGCAGACUUUCUUCAGUUUCUGCUGCUUAGAAAGCCAGAGGAUGUCACAACAUUUGCUGCAGAGUAUUUUGCACCUUUUUCAUCCCAGGAGGAGCCGGAACAGAGCUUCAGAUCUUCUGAAACUUUAUCAGUCUUUUCUGAAACAAUUACUAAAUAAAGUAUUUUACUACUUUUGCAGGAAUUCUUAUACAAGGUAUAUUUUAUGUGGUAUUAUAAUAAACAGCAGUGAUGGAAAAAU
This is a messenger RNA of Protopterus annectens (West African lungfish), 1479 nucleotides long. RefSeq names its product ciliogenesis associated TTC17 interacting protein (gene CATIP). The transcript is spliced from 10 exons. The record is from RefSeq and is a predicted model, not a curated record. NCBI's taxonomy places the organism in Eukaryota, Metazoa, Chordata, Ceratodontiformes, Protopteridae. The coding region runs from base 337 to 1398 and encodes 353 amino acids. Gene Ontology annotation, biological process: cilium organization; actin filament polymerization.